Molecule: messenger RNA, 3747 nt
Organism: Leptidea sinapis
Lineage: Eukaryota; Metazoa; Arthropoda; Insecta; Lepidoptera; Pieridae
Gene: IntS8
Product: integrator complex subunit 8
Exons: 9
Coding region: 239-3376 (1045 amino acids)
Biological process (GO): snRNA 3'-end processing
Cellular component (GO): integrator complex
Source: RefSeq, a predicted model, not a curated record
UGGUAAACAGAACGAAAAUGUAAUGAAUAUUAUUUAAUAAUAUAGUAUAACUUUAUAAUAAAUAAAAAUUAUUUUGUUAGCUACAGGAAUCUUCAUAAGUGGUUGAAAUUUGAAUAUUCGCUAUAUAUAUAUUUAUCUGCAUUGAAAAAUACAGUGAUAGUAUCCACAUACAUAUUAAAUCAUAUUGCGUUAACUGAGCAGAAUCCAGAUAACAAAAUUGAAUAUUAUUAUUUUAAUAAUGGAUGUAGAUUUAUUGAGACCUGGCACAGUACCCAUAUCACCAGACACUAUAUUGUGGUUUGAAUUUCUAUUGGAUAAAAAUCUCCUUAAAAGACAUCUCAACAAACCUAACCCAGAACCGACACCAUGUCAGCUUAUAGAGGAAUUUCUAUCUGUUGAUACAAAUAAUCAGUCUUCUAAGCCUCCUAGUGAAAGAAUUGUAGAUACAGAUUUACCUCCAAGUCCACCUGGAUUAAGUACUCCAGCACCACUGCAGUUCACUAGAAAACAACUUGCUUUGAAGGUCCUUGGUUUAAAAGUAGCCUCAACUCUCCAUUGGAAUUUGGAUAUUUUGGAAGCAAGAUUACCACAGCAUAUCCAACAACAGCUUAUGCAAGAUCUUGUAUAUAUGGCAACGGAUGCUGAAUUUGUGAUACCACCACAGGAAAUUUCGUCCGACAUUUUGCAAAAACUUCAUGUGCAGUUUGCACUCACAUUGUACCAUAGAUGGGUCCUAAGGUUUCCUGUAAAAUCUGCGUUGUAUCUUAAAUCUACUAAGGUACCAUUUGUGCACAUGCCUAUGUCGCAUACAGAUAACAACUAUGGUUUAAUAAACCAAAACUUUGAUAAAGUAUUGCGUAUGUGUGAAUCAGCUCGUUUCCAAAGUAUAAGAUACUUGGAGGGUAUACUAGCUUAUUACGAGACAACGCUUGGAAGGCGAGAAUCGAGGAAGAUUAAGAUCCCUGUCAUAGAUACCUUUGAACACCUUACUGAGAAUUCAGAGGGUAUGAAUCAUAAUUGGGAUGCUGGUGAUGUUUAUAUCAGCCAAUACGAAUUAGCAAUGCAGAUACAUUUUGAUCUUUGCUAUAAUUACUUCUUUUUCGGACAACAUGAUCGCGCUAAGAAGCAUAUACUAGGCUGUAGGGAAAAUUCUAAGUUGCUGGAAAAUGAAAUAGAAAAAUUUGGUUAUGGUCCGCUAAAAUGGAUGCCUUGGGGAAAUUUUUACUAUGCAAGCAUGACUGAAAAUGAUAUUUUAGGAUAUAUAAGAGCUCUUAAUUUGGGCUAUGAGCUUCUUAAUGAACAGCCGUCCUUACUGCAGAAACUUCAGGAAUCUAUUGCCAAUCAUUACACAGGGAUUAUUGCAAUUCUUCAAGCUGAUAAUCUAAAACGAGAGAUCCCUCUGGUUCAUAGAGAAGUUGUAGAAAUGGACAUACAAGGUUCUGCCUCGAGUGGAGCCUUCACUGUAGCAAGGGAUCUUCUUAACCGCGUGUCUGUUUUAAAUGCUGUUCGUUAUGCGCUCGAAGGUGGCAUACCAUCAACCCAUCCAGAAUUCAUUAAUAAAUUUAAAACUAUAGGAAUUAAAUAUUUUGAUCUACUUUUCUGGGCUGUCGGACCUGUUUUGACAUCAAAUUUAUCAGCUAAAGAAUGGGAGAACCUGAGGAUUUUUUUCCUCCAUUUAGCUACAUCACAAUGUCGUCUUCCCAUAGAUCGAAUUGAUGAAUAUUUACGGAAAUAUGUCGGUGAUGGUGCUGAGGUUAUUCGGCGAAAAUUAAUUUCUGAUAAACAAUUAAAUGAUAUCUUGGAGGAUUCAAAUAACAUUGAUGAAGAGGACAUGGACAUCCCAAGGGAACUGCUUACAGAUGAUUGGGAAACUCCUAAUUUUGAUUUUAAAUCAGUACCUGAACUAGAAAUGGGCAGGUUGAAAAAGCGUUUAAUCGAAGCAUCCACGGCUGAUGACGUCCGUAUGAACUUAGUUAAGCUUGCAGUAAUGUCACCUUCAUCAGCUCUGUGGAAAAUCAGUCCAUCUUGGAAGCCGCCAGGUGGAUUAGGAAGUUCCUUGAUGUCUCUGCCAAGAGGGUUUCUCCAAGACUUUGGGUAUAUAGUGUCUGGUGCGGCAAGAUCUCGAGCUGAAGCUGGAUGUUCUCGGACGGCGUUGUCAUUACUGUCUGUACUGGAAAAUGAGGCGCGGAGUCAACUAGGGGGUGGGUCAGAUCCAAUACUUUUGCGGCUAUGUCGACAAUUAUCGUGGGAAGUGCUGUUUCUGCAAGUCAAUGUGAUGUUGAGUGAAUGGCCGCAUCACCGCCUCAAUUUGACAACGCUCGCCACCAAGUGCAAGACUUGCUUAUCAUCUGCGUCAGCUGCGGGCGAUGGUGUCGUUCCUCGUCCUCAGGUGAUAGAAGCCUGCUGGGUCUGCCUCGUGAACGCUUGCGAGUGGGAGAACGCUGUCGCAGUGACCGGGCCCGGGGAACUCCCCGCCUUGCUCUGUACUGCUUGCUUUGAGCUGCAGAGGGGCAAAGCGACCAGGAAAUUCCCGAGACCUUUAUGGGACUAUGUGCUGUCAGUAUUUAAUAACGGGUCGACUGUUCCGGUCAAGAGGACCGCAGGUGGCGUGCCAGCACACGGACGGGAUGCGGCCGCCGCAGCUGAGGCCAGAGCCUCGCUGAACACCUUGAUGUCCACGUUGAGAGAGCCGCUCGCCAUCAGCGUGAUGCUAUCCCUGCUGGCCAAGAUAUACAACCUGAUGAUAGACGACAGCAGCCUGGAGCUGGUCACGGAGUACACCGGGCUGUGGCCGAACAAUAUAUCCAACGUCAACAAUUAUAAUGCGAAACAUAUCCUGGAAUCUAUCACAGAGCUUCUCGAGAGGAGUUUGAAGUUCUAUCCCUAUAAUACCUCUUGGUUGCGCCUGUACGGCGACGUCGAGAUGGCGGCGGGGCGGUGGUCUGCGGCGCUGCGGCGGUACCUGUGCGCGCUGGCGGCCGCCUCGUGGCACUUCAGCAAGCGCGCGCCCGACGAGGGGGGCGUGGCCAGGCGAGCGGCGCGCUGCUGCCAGGCGCUGGCGUGUCCCGCGCAGGCGGCCGCGCUGUGCCAGCUGCCGGACGAGCCGGACUACACCACCGCCUUCAAGUGCUUCGCGGAGAAGGUGGGUCUUGUGAGACGAGCAGUGCGGCGGACGCCAUGGACGGCUACUACGGCUGCCUGUGGGACGGCACGCUACUGGAGGUGUGUGCGGCGCUACACGCGAGGCGCGGGGAAGGCGGACGACGGGCACGAGCCGUGCGUGCGGCUGGCGCACUCGAGCUUAACGCGAACAACAGCGAAGACAUCCAGCGCGAGGCCGCCGCCGUGCGACGCGCACGCCUGCUGCGGGCGCUGACCGCCCAGUACGUCGCCUGACGAGUGACGCCUCAAUAAAUAUUGCUGACAUGCAUUGGUUUCCUCUCUCAAAAUCCUUUUCAGCAAUAUUCUAAAGUGGCCGCCCGUGCCUCCGUCCGAGCAGAUGUCUUUCACUUUGCAAUCUAAUCAAGAAAUCGGAUGUACUUCAAAAUUUCAUAGUUUUAUAUUUUGACCCCUGAUUUAUUGCUAAAUAAGUAAGAAAGCUAGCCGUUUUGAAGUUAACAGGAACAAUUUGUCCCUGUUAAAUGCAGAUAAUGAAUGCAGAUAGACCUAAAUCUAAAAAUCGGUGCCGCUCGGUAUUCUGUAAUAGGUAGAUACAUAGAUAAUAAAGAUAUAUUAUGUGUAAAUUCA